AUGAUACUUUCAACAUGCUUAAACGUGAGUUAUCAAGUUUUGGCUUUCUAUGAUCCGUGCAAAGAAGUACAGUUAAUCACUGAUGCUAGUAAUCAUGCCAUAGGUGGAAUACUCUUACAAAAAGAAGGAACAUGGAGUAAACCAAUCUGCUACAUAAGUAGAUCAUUAACCGCAGCCGAGUUAAAAUAUAGUAUUACAGAAAAGAAAGCUCUUGCUUUGGUAUGGGCUAUUCAAAAGUUACAUUUGUAUUUAUAUGGAAAAAAUUUUAAGGUCAUAGUGGACCACAAACCUCUCAAGUUCAUUUUUGCUUCUGGUUCUAAAUUAAAUGCACGUAUUGCAAGAUGGCAAAUCAAAUUACAGGCAUACGAUUUCGAUGUAAUACAUCAAAAAGGAGAAGAGAACAUUGCAGAUUUUAUCUCUAGAAACUGUACUCCAAAUGAAGUACAUAGUGAUUCAGAUGAAAAUGAAAUUACAGCAUAUGUAAAUUUCUUAGUGACAAAAAUGGCACCCAAAUCAAUAUCACUCGAAGAUAUAAAAACAGAGGCAACAGACAUCAGUUUAGUUUCAGUAAAAACAGCGUUGUUGUCGGGUAAAUGGCAUGACAAUCCAAUACUUGAACCGUAUCGCUUAUUGCAACAAAAAGUUUACUGGGUCACUAUAAAUACCGAUAAAAAAGCAUAUGUUAAAAAGCGUUUGGGAUGUCAAGCAAAUUCACGUGUUCCAAAUCCUGAACCAAUAAAAUUGUCGAAUUUACCAGAACAUGUUUGGGAUGAAUUAGCAAUAGAUUUUUUUGGACCAUUACCGUCAGGAGAGUAUUUAUUUGUUAUAGAAGAUUUAUAUUCAAGAUACCCAUUUGUUGAUAUAAUAAAAACCACAACAGUAUCAAGCGUCAUAAGUAAACUAGAAAGAUUAUUUGCUAUAUUUGGUUAUCCUAACAAAAUUAGAAGUGACAACGGACCACCGUUUCAAAGCGAAGAAUUCAAACUAUACUUUAAAAAUGUUGACAUUAAGAUAACGCCUCAAUAUUCGCAACGGUAUCGUAGAAAAAUUUAUGCAAGUUAUAGGAAAAACAAUUAA
Hydra vulgaris (swiftwater hydra) is the source of this 1077-nucleotide messenger RNA. The record is from RefSeq and is a predicted model, not a curated record. Lineage: Eukaryota; Metazoa; Cnidaria; Hydrozoa; Anthoathecata; Hydridae.